UUUUUUGAGGACCUCUCUACAACAGUUCUAGCUGCUGCCUCCACAGGAGCCGAGGCCGCCCUACUACUUAUUUGCCCACGUAAAAAGGCGGCGCACACCAUUCCGGAGCUGGAGCCAUGUAGUUGGGGUUUUUAUUGUUCUUGGUGUCAGACUGUCUCUGUCAUGCGGGAACGCCGACCCAGCUUCGCAACCGCACCUCUCGGGACGCGAGUCGUGGCUGCGACCCUGCUCGUCUUAACCGGAUGCUCAGUUGGGUUGAAUCUUCAGCACGAAACACGAACUCUGCGACAGUACGCGAACAAGAAAGCAGGAGGAUCUAGUACAAGAACAGGCAGGAAGGUGACCACGCAUGCGACAGCACGGAGCAAGCGUGAAGCGAAAGUACUGAACGAAAAGACUACAAGGAAAAAAUUCGACUUUCUGAAGUUCCUCCGGGACAAGCUGGGCGUCGGGUUGUUUUCGAAGGUUAACGACGUCAGCGCAGCGCAAAAGCGCGACAGCACCACUGGAUCUGCAUCGUUCUCAACGGGGGAGGAAGAACAAGAAGUGUGGCGCCAACUCGGAGAAAUCAUUACCCCAGAAAACUACCUUCGUACGCCGUUGGAGCUUAGUACGUUGACGCACGCAGCGAAACAGAGGCGAGCAGCAGCAGCGGAAGGAAGUAGUGACUCAACGAAGAAGAAAGCCAUCGGAAAGUGCAUGUGCGUCGGUCAGUCGGACUACGCCGAUACGAAGCACGCUAUCACCAAGCCGGCCCACCAAGACUGGAUAUCAAAUGUAAAAGUGUCUGGGUCUGGAAGGGUUGGAACUUGUGAUGCGAACUCUGGCACACACAAAAAUUUGUGUUGCAUGAGCGCCAAAAGCUGUCCAUUUCUUGGCACGCAAGUAGGAAGUUUCUCAUGCGGGACAGGCAUCAUGAGGCGUGCUCAAAACCUGUGAUGCUUUUGCCUGCAUCAGACGCCACUUGCGUGAUCCGAAAUAUGCAUGGCAAAUCUCAGAAUUUUCCAGACCCAGACGUUUUUACAUUUGAUACUGGAUCACAGCAAACAACAACGACUCCAUCGCCCCCCAUUGGCAGAUAUCCUGUGCAAAAGUAUCGCACUCGUAGUAAUCGCAGUCAUGCGUGACAAAUCUUGUUUCUUAGCGAAAUCAGCAUUACAAAUUGCAUUUUUCCUUCUGAAAAAAUUUGUAUUGCGAUUUAUACUAGUGCGAUAAUUUUGCAAUGCAUAGCAGAACGCCAACGGAACGCUGAUAGGAAAAUCGAAGUGGGGCGGCGAAAACAGCAACGACACCAUCUACGGCCAACUAUAACCCGCUCAGGUGUUACAAUCUCAAACGUUACAAUAGAAUAUGGAAAUCUGUGACGCAAGAGCGCAUGAUCUAGCCAAUUCGCAUAGGAUUGCGCAUGACAAGUUCCGGAGCUUCAAACCCCACUGCAAUGUGGCGAAAUUUGUAUUGCAGAAAGUGGAACGCUCUGCGCGUCUGUGAUGCUCAUCAUGCAACACAGCUCUCAGAUUCUAAUGUAACGUUUGAGAUUGUAACACCUGAGCGGGUUAUACCAACUUUACGAGUAUUUUUGUUUGAUGUGGGUGUCGUGAUCAUUGAAAGAUACACAUGGUUCCCAUCGCAGAUUUGAUCAAUCAUCGACUGCGCAAAUUAACUAAAUGGACAUGAUGGAGGAAUAAAUGCAGCAUUGAGUACCACAACUGCUACUGAGUUGGCAGAAAAAACAUUGAAGAACUUCUGAUCAUCAAAUACAUGAUCAGGCACAAGUACGGCGGGGGCCCUAACUACGGAGAAUACUGCUUUGCCUGGGAGGAUAUAAUGAAGCAGAACACGGCUGGUGGAAUUAUGGCCUGCUCUUGCUGAGACGAUGACGAUCGCAACUAGAACAAUGAUUAUGAUGCAUGUGCCGGAGCGGAAAUAAAGUGUUUUGCGUACUAGUGAAGCGUCUUCAAAGUAGCAGGGAGGUGCAGCUUCGCAUUAGAUUUUGUACGCAUUGCAAUGCGAAUGUCUUGCCAAGGAGCGAUGCGGAUGACUUGACACCAGAUUAUCAGAAGUAGCAUGAUCCGCACUCCAUGAUCCUGCAUCCCAAAUGGUUCCAAAUGCGAAGAUCGUUCGAGCUGGGCACCACGCCAUAGUACCCGACCACGCGUUUUACGGCAAGGCAGGCAUCAACAAGCAGUGCAACGACACGAUGAGGCGCCCCCGCUGGUGCGUGCAGGACUGGUGCUACCUGAAACAAGCGGAUCCCAUGACCCCCGACGGCGAGAUAUCCUGUGUAGAAACGUCCCCACCCCACCCCCAGAGUUGUCAUGCAAAUCUGCAUGCCAAAAAAGUUUCUCAUGCGGACUGGUUGGUACUUUUAUUGGGGCGACUUGCCGUGGUAGCGCUCGGCUUUUGUAUGUGGAGGUCGCCGAAAGUGCUUCCUCGCCCACCCCCCGGGGAGGGGAUCCUUGAC
This is a messenger RNA of Amoebophrya sp. A120, 2461 nucleotides long. Lineage: Eukaryota; Dinophyceae; Syndiniales; Amoebophryaceae. The record is from the annotation of a GenBank genome assembly.